Messenger RNA from Corythoichthys intestinalis (scribbled pipefish), 5470 nucleotides. RefSeq names its product small conductance calcium-activated potassium channel protein 2-like. Gene Ontology annotation, biological process: potassium ion transmembrane transport. The transcript has 9 exons. Gene Ontology annotation, cellular component: plasma membrane; neuron projection; neuronal cell body. The record is from RefSeq and is a predicted model, not a curated record. Lineage: Eukaryota; Metazoa; Chordata; Actinopteri; Syngnathiformes; Syngnathidae. Bases 2472 to 5147 code for a protein of 891 amino acids. Gene Ontology annotation, molecular function: small conductance calcium-activated potassium channel activity; calmodulin binding.
ACAUUCUGAAUGUGUUUACAUUGGGUCAGCUAAAACGUUGCUGUCACCCACAAAAGGAUUUCCGUUUUGUUUUUACAGCACGGCAACAACCAAACACAAAGCUGCAGAGUCAGCAGACUUGCAGGCUUUGUAGCUUUGCCUCAUCCCAAAAAAAGCAAUCAAUGAAAAAUCUUUUGAGUUUAACCCGUUGGCUUCCAUUGACGUGGUUAGACAUCCCACCUGUUUAAACUCCCAGUUUAAAUAGAUGGGAAGUCCAAUUGUGACAACCUCAUUUAAAGAGUUUUUAAAAAAAAAAUUUUUUUAAAGCCACAUGAUUGGAUGCCUAUCAUUUUCAAUGGCACUGAAAGAGGAGUGAAUUCAAAUUUGGUCUUCAAAAUGAACAUGUUUUCCAGAGUUAAACAAAAACACAACUUUUUUAGUCCCUUUGAAUUUGAUAACAGUGAUAGAUGUACAGUAGUUUGGAAUUUAUCUCUGGGUGCAAAUAACUGCUUUGGUGGUAACAUUUGCUCAUCGUGAGAAGUCCUUGUUCUCAUCAGUCUGAUGCAUUCACAAGCCGAUUUAAUAAUGGACACUUUUGUCCAGCCUUACGCUUGUGUCGGGGCAGAUAAGAGAUUCUGGCAAUGGCCUUUGAACAGCCGAGCAUCAAUGACGAGUGCAACUGAUCUUUUAUUUGCCACUUUGCUUUGAAAGCAAGGUGGUUCUGCUGAUCAGUGGAAGCGCUGAUGUCUUUGAGCUGGGGCUUGUGAUCUUAUACUUUCACGGUGUGUCCAGUCUGAUGCAGGCUAUUGCUUACAUCUUAACCUGUCGCCAUUCCCGCCCACUUCCAUGCAUUUGCAUGGCAACCCUCUACUAGGCCAGCUGCCCUUAUCCUUUCUUCACACUGAAUUCUAAUUAUUACUUUCAAAGGAGACCGUUUCCAAAGUACCUUGAUCAAGUGUGCACACCGGAGGAGGAAGCACUCAUUCCCUCGCCUCUUCUGAGCACUUUGGUUCUGGAGGACUUCCAAGCAGGAACCCUCCACUACUCUGCAGAAAAAUAUCACAAAGACGGUAAGGAUUAUUUUUCUUUGGUGGGUUUAAUGGGGAUUGUGAUUCAAUUAGUUUUUCAAAAUUCGACUGAAACAGUGGCAAUUCCAAAUUUUAGUGCAUCUUAUCACAUACUUAAUUCAUUUUCAAAUUUCCCACACUGGCCUUUUGUAUAAAUGUUUAUCUGAAAUGUUGUUUACAAGACCCUAACUCAGUUAGCUAAAGAUAAUGGUUUCUUAAAUAUGCAGAAUUGUAAUUUAUACUGUUACACGGUAAUGAUUUAUUUUGCCCAAUUGUUGUUAAGAAACAGCUGUAUGGAAUAAAUUGACAGGUCCAUUUUCUUAGUUUUUUUAAAUGAGUGUUAAGCAAAAGAAUCACAAUAGUCCAAAUUUGUCAUGCUCACAUGUUUUCUCCAUACAAGGUAUGCACAAUGGCAGCACACACGCAUGCUGGAUAGUUUACGUACUACUACUAGGCUACUACAAAGACAGCGUGUUAUUUCACCUACAGUGUGUGUUGGAGUUUUUAUAUUGGAAAUAAAAGUGCAUGUGUAUUAUAAUGCAAAUCCCUGCAACUAGACGAACACAUUUGAAAACUAAAAGAGCCAACAUGUCUCGGUUUAACGCCCCCUUUUCACAACACUAAAAUGAAUUGCACAUGAAUAUCCAAUAGCGCUUUGCACAGCGGCAGUUCAACAGCAACCACAAACAAUAAUAUGGCUAUAAUGUAAGCAUGUCUUACCUAUUUAAAGGUAAAAAAGACAAUCAUUUUCAUUUUUGACCUCAAAUUGAUUUUUAGAAAAUAUUGCUGUUUUUGUAAAGAAAAAAUUGCUCAUUCGUUUUUGUGCCAUGUGAACACCUCCUCUGCCAACAGCAAGUUGUCAAGUGGUGUUAUUAACAAAAAAAAAAAAAAAACUUUUUCAACAUAUAUAUUUAAUCCCCAAAGUUAAAUACGCUAUUGUUUUAAUGUUUUUUUUUUGUUUUUUUUUUUCCUUCAAAUUUUUACCAAAACAGCUUUUUUCCUCCCAACACCAGGGAGUGCUGCAGCACCCUAAGCACCCCACUUUCUGCUCUACUGAAUGUCCUGGUCAGAAAUUGUGUUAAAGGGAGUUAUUUAAUGGACAUGUACACAGUAUACUAGCUGAAUAUGAUAUGUAAAGUGUCAAAAGACUAGUUGCAUGACAAAUAAUGAAAAUACCUCCUAGAAUAAUAACAAUCCUAAAUGACUUAAUUCAUUUCUUUCCCCCAUUUGUUUUGACAAAAGUUAAAUGUCUAUCAUCUUCACCCACACCCACACGCAAUAGAAAAUGGUCAAAGUUUAUGUAUUUAUCACAUGUCAGUGUUCUGUGAUGGGUUAAAAGUAGACUCUAGUACAUGUAAACACACAGCAUAAUUAAUUUCUUUCCAUAUCAACCUUGUCAUUGCGUCUCAGCUUUACAGGGAUACCAUGAGGUUAAUUCUGGUUAAACCCACCAAUGCAACACGGCGCCUCGACACAACAGGUCAAAUGUUCCGUGAUGAUGAUCAUGAUAGUAUCACCUCGAGACAUCCAUCGCACCUGACCAAACAAGCUGAGGGGAUGCAUGAAGAAUACUCAGAAACAGUAAGGGGAAUGACUACACCAACUCAGGAUAAAAAUCUUUGUUGUGCUCCUUCUGUGAUCCACGGAACUUCCAAUGGAGUCAUUCCAUCCCCGAAUGUUUCUCCUCUGAAGUCACAGCUUCAAAAAGAAGACAUGACGAUAUCACAGCUGAGGAAUCGGGAUUGGCUGUUUCUUCGUGGUCAAGUUAGCAGUGAAGAAGCUGCUUCUGGCUCCUCAACAGCUCAAAGACCAGGCACUGACAUGAGACAUCCAAACCGCAAUGACACAUGUGUUUGUUCCUGUCCUGAUGCACAGCAGCAACAUUCAGAAAUAUCAGCCUUUCAACCACUGUCAAAUCACACUUCACUUCAGAGUUGCCUUUUGCACAAAACAAGUCUUUCAAGUACAUCCAAGUCACACUUAUUCUCUCCAAGCGCACAACUUUCUGACAGUGGCCAGGUUUUUCCACACAAAACAAAUCAAAGGGAUGUCUUAAAAUUUGCAAACAAGCAUUCAAGUGGUAGUUUCACGGCUCAAUUUAGCACCCAAAAUGAACAAAAGCCUCUUUUCCAACAACAAACUUGCAAUCAUUUCACAGAUGCCAAUUCAAACUUCAACAUCCCUCUUUCCCCCGAUGAAUUUCCAGAGAAAUACAGGAAAACUUCCCGACAUUCUCAGCCUAUCGUGAGUAGUGAGCCCAACUGGGGAGAAAAGCUUCAGGAUCAUGACAAGCAACGCGCACGUUACUCUGUCAGCGAUGGUGAAUACUGGAAGUCUCGGGAAGAUCACCCUGUCAUCCUCAAAUGUGGCCAUCUCUCAUCCAACCAUGUGACCAGGACAUCCUGUUUCAAGAGGUCUUCUACACCAGCAAAUAACCAUAGUAUGCAGUCCUUUUCCACCAGCCAGUAUAGCUCACUUGACCAUCAAGACUUUCUAGAGGGAGCGACAAGGACACGAUACAGUCAGCAACUUAGUGAAUCCAAACUCUCGCCUCCAAAACAUGUCACCUCCCCAGAAGUCACAGGAGGUGGCCUCCUUGGCAACGGUGAUGCUGUGGGGUCACUCGUAAGCCGUGACACUGUGAGAUCCAGUUUGAUCGAUCUCCAACCAGGACAGCAGCUUCUUCACAGCACCCUCCUGGAGGACGCCUUCUCCAAAGUCCUUAGAGAGGAUACAAGUAAGGCUCAUUGUGACACCAGGGAGGAAGGUAAUAUCCCACAAAAGAAGGACAUCAGCUUCAGAUUGGGUCAGCGCAGAGCUCUUUUUGGGAAGCGCAAACAACUCAGUGAUUAUGCACUGGUCUGCGGGAUGUUUGGCAUUGUUGUCAUGGUUAUUGAGACUGAGCUUUCUAGAGGAUUUUACAGUAAGGAUUCGAUAUAUUCUUAUGUACUCAAAGGCCUUAUCAGCGUUUCUACGGCUAUUUUACUUGGUCUUAUUCUCAUGUACCACGCAAGGGAAAUCCAGAUUCUCGUGUGUGCCGUCCAUCCCAUCCCGGGACAGUAUGUGUUUAAUUGGACAACUCGACUGGCCUUCAGUUAUAACACAUUGGUGGCGGACGCUGAUGUCGACAUUAUCCUAUCCGUGCCUAUGUUUCUGCGCCUCUACCUGAUUGGCCGGGUCAUGCUCCUCCACAGCAAGCUCUUUACGGACACUUCGUCUCGCAGCAUCGGUGCCCUCAACAAGAUCAGCUUUGACACUCGUUUUGUUAUGAAGACUUUGAUGACUAUCUGUCCUGGUACUGUUCUAUUGGUGUUCAGUGUAUCCUGCUGGAUCAUCGCAGCAUGGACUGUGCGCAUAUGUGAGAGGUAUCAUGAUGCACAGGGGGUGACCAGCACCUUUCUUGGUGCAAUGUGGCUGAUCUCCAUUACUUUCCUGUCCAUUGGCUAUGGUGACAUGGUACCUCACACUUACUGCGGAAAAGGAGUGUGCCUGUUAACAGGAAUCAUGGGAGCAGGUUGUACAGCUUUGGUGGUCGCUGUGGUUGCAAGAAAGUCAGAACUCACCAGAGCCGAGAAGCACGUCCAUAACUUCAUGAUGGACACUCAGCUCUACAAAAAGGUAAAAAACACAGCAGCCAAUGUGCUGAGAGAGACAUGGCUGAUUUACAAACACACUAAGCUGGUGAAGAAAGUUGAUUAUGCGAGAGUACGCCACCAUCAACGUAAAUUUCUCCAAGCCAUCCAUCAACUGCGUAAAGUAAAAAUGGAGCAGAGGAAACUAACUGACCAGGCCAACACCAUUGCUGACCUUGCCAAGACUCAGAACAUGAUGUACGACUUGGUGUCGGAACUGCAGCAUCGAAAUGAGGAGCUGGACAGGAGGAUUGUAGCCCUUGAAGAAAAAUUGGACUCGAUGCUGCUCAACGUGCACUCACUUCCUGAUGUGCUUUCUCAAGCAAUAACUAAAAUACAAAAAGAUUUUCUCGAUGACCUUGCCUGCCGUGUGCACUUCCUGUCGUCUUCCCUGAGUUCUGAGUGUUGUUCUGUUCCAGCCAGGCCACUCUGUCAAGGUCCAACCUCAUCUCACACACCGUAUGGCUGAUAGGCCUCAACCUUUGGAACAAAAAAAGAAAUGUGCAAAAAGGACUGGUAAAUUUAGGAAAUUUUACAACAAAGUGCACAUUUUGACUUUAUUGAACUCAAAUUUCACCUUGAAAUUCCCCAUAAAUCCUUGAUGCCAAACCUGCGAAUAGAAAAAAAUGAGUUAUUUAUCCAUUUGUUUUGUUCCCAAAAGUCCAUUAUGACAAGAAAUUUAUGCUUCCACUACCCUAUGUGAACUUCAUUGUCUUUGUUUUGUAUUUGUGUUGACAAGGUAAAAUACAGUCCUCAACGUACAUAAAUAAAUACAACCCUUUUGAAAAGUUA